ACGACACCAGUGACGAUCACUGGGAUGACAGCGGCAAAAGCGGAGUGCAGCAGGAGCUCGCGGGCAGAGGGACGGCUUCUUGCUGAUGUUUCUACUCCCCCCAGUGCCCCUGCUUGGAGCGCAGCUGGAGCUCGCGCGCUGCAAGUUGCAACACGCGGUGGAAGCCUCCGCACCGCAUAGGCGCAGGCAGAAGCAGCAAAGGCGCAAGCAACACAAGUGCAGACGCUUGGACCAACCGCCACCACCACCUCACCUUCUCCAGUCAAGGCUUUUGGUGACUUUCAGUGACAUUCAUUGCCACCUGGCAGCUGGAUAGUGAUCUAGCAUCUCCCUCAGAUCGGAAGCCGAUCAUGCUGCGAUGGCGUUCCUUGUGGUCUUGCGCCAAGAAUUUAUACAGCAAUCCUGCAAAUGCAGUAGACUUUAUUGCACACCCUCAACCAUUAGUUGCAGAAGCGGAUAGGGUGUACCGAGAUCCUGAUAGUGGUACCUGGUGGUGGUUUGCACAGCAAGAUCUGCCGGAGGGUGCAUCUGUUGUAGCUCUAAUUGUGUACUCCGAUGAAACCAACCUCUCGAAAGAUGGAUCAGUCACCGGUUGGCCAGUGUACGUGUCGCUGGCCAACAUUUCAUCUGGAAAUCGCUGGAAACCACAUGGAAGGCGCCUUGUAGCUCUGCUACCGAAGGUGACUGAAGACAUGCUUGCCCCUGGUAGCUGCAUCGUCCGAAGACGCAUGGAGAUCUUUCAACAGGCUCUGGACAUGAUUAUGGGAGACUGCAUGGCAGCUGCAGACAAGGGAGAACCAGUGCUUGACCCAUACGGCAUUCGACGUAUGGCAUAUCCAUUGUUGUAUGCAUAUGUUGGAGACUACCCGGAACAGUGCAAGGUUGCAGGAACCAAGUCUGGACACUCAACCAAUUUUCCCUGCCCUCGCUGCAUGGUGCACCGGAAGCAGCUGGCAAAGACAGAAAUGCGGGCACAGCGAACGGUGGCAGCACAGAAGCACACAUGGAUGGAAAUGGGGCUUUGGAGAGUGGAACGCCAACUGUCACAGGUCGGAAUGGUCAGAUCAACAUGGACAAGCCAACUGGCAACCAUUGGCAGCAACUGUGUGCCACUGCUCCUGGGGACAUGGACCGUUUACAACCAACCAUUCGAGGAUCGCUGUUGGCUGGAGAAACAUGCGAUGCCACCAUUCACCUGCACACCGGUGUAGGUAUCCCAGGACGUGAGAACUAUGAUUUGUACAGCAGGCAUGCUCAGUAUGCCAGAGCCACACCUUCAUUCUACGGGAAACCUUGGUACUCUGAUGUAUCUAGAAAGGAGGCAGUGGCAGGACGGGUCCAUCGCGUGCGUUUUGGCAAGCUGCUGCUCAUGUUCACCCUUACAAAAACCAC
Closterium sp. NIES-67 is the source of this 1392-nucleotide messenger RNA. Lineage: Eukaryota; Viridiplantae; Streptophyta; Zygnematophyceae; Desmidiales; Closteriaceae. The record is from the annotation of a GenBank genome assembly.